Synchiropus splendidus (mandarinfish) is the source of this 4016-nucleotide messenger RNA. RefSeq names its product cyclin-dependent kinase 20 (gene cdk20). The transcript is spliced from 12 exons. Gene Ontology annotation, cellular component: nucleus. Bases 2020 to 3105 code for a protein of 361 amino acids. NCBI's taxonomy places the organism in Eukaryota, Metazoa, Chordata, Actinopteri, Syngnathiformes, Callionymidae. Gene Ontology annotation, molecular function: cyclin-dependent protein serine/threonine kinase activity; ATP binding. Gene Ontology annotation, biological process: protein phosphorylation. The record is from RefSeq and is a predicted model, not a curated record.
UCACUUACCGUUUAGAAGCGGGGUUGCGUCCAUCUUCUUCCGAGCUAAAGACGUUAUGGUCAGAACCAAGCCUCCGAAUUGUCCCUCGGUGUCACUCUUCAGACGGCUCGCUGCUUGUUAUGUACCCGAGUAGAGCCGCUGGUCUCCGGCCUCCAUGUCAACACCCACCGACACCAGUAUCUCUCUCUUACGGCUCCGAUCUUUGGACGAGGCGCAGCGGAGAAUAAUUAGUUAUCGCUGCGAUUUUAACUCCAAGUGGUUUUCAGUGAGAGACUCGGUAUUAGAUGUGGAAACCGUCUGGAUGUUGACGGCUGCUAACUAGCAUGCUAGCCUCCAUGCUAACAACAAACCUGGAUUUUGGCGGCUCUCUCGAGUGUCGUCUUCAGCUGUUGAGCGAACAGCGACUAGUGAACCGUCACACGUGACAUACGGCAGGUCGGCUCGCGAUGGAACCGUCAGUUUGACAGUCCAGCGUGCGAACUGGACCCCCCCGCCCCUCGUCAGCCUCCGGAGAGCGCAGCUGACCGCGGGCUGGACCCCGACUUCAUCCGAGGACCCCGGGACUCCCCGGACUCUGACUUGGUUCGGUAUAUCCGGCUGGUUCCGUGGAAAACCCGCGAGCGUACGAGAAAGUCAUCACACAGGUGGUUCCGGACGAACGCCUCCUCACUUUUUACCUGCGUCAAGUUGGUCACAUCGAGAUAUAAAGCGCUUCCGUUAAGCCUUUCAAAAUAAGCCCGCGUCGCUCCUUUUCGUGCGUAUAGUGACGUGGUAAUAAAAUACAAUGAUCUCUUUUGUAGAAACACUUUAUUGUAAAACACAAACAUGUUGGUCUAGAGCUCUGUGGUGAACUCAGUCCCAGUUUACUUCCUGCAAGUUAUUCCUGCCUUCGGCCAGUAGGGGGAGCAGUCAGCCAGCUCCUGUGGCAUCUGCAGUCAUUAGAACUGGUGUCUAUCAAACGUCCUUCGGGAUCAUGAGCCUGGUCCAGCUCUUUUAAGGUGAAUCCUGGAUGUCCAACAGCUAGGUGACCCUGGAUGAGCUGUUUGGGGGAUCAGAGAGCGACUGCAGCUCUCUCAAGCCCUGGAGACAAAAGCCAAUCAACAACAACACACUGGCCGUCCCUGAACCCGCAGGUCGAACCACCUACCUCCAGCACCAUGCGGAUGUUGGCCUUGAUCUUGGCUGAGUCUUUGGUCAGCUGAUCUGAUAAACUGGAGCAAACACAACGUUAGUUUGGUGCAUCACUCCUCAUCGAGGAGAGUGAACUGACGCUGUCAGCUGAGCUGUCUUCCUGUCGAUGAAACGAAGGGCUUCGUCGUGAGUCAUCUCCACGAAGAAGCCGAAGCCCACCAGGACCAUGAUCCUGGAGCAGUCCUCCCUGAAGACACAGCAAGAGAAGAGGUGUCAGGCCAAGCACUAAACCAGGCAGGAACAGUGUCAUGAAUCACAUCCAUCUUACACUUCAGCCUGCACAAAAAAGCUGCAUCCCAAAUCCACUUCAGUCUUCAACUUCUUGGAGCCCGCCUCCUGCACAGUGACGUGGAAGUGUCAGCCAGCGUGUCUGCAGCCCGUGAGCCUGCCGGUCAAUGGUCCUACCUGCAGGCUGUGUAAGGUGUUCUUCAGUUGCAGGUACUGCGAGAUCUUCUCAUAGAUUUCAUCUCUCUGCUCCAAGACCUUCCUACAACAAAACACACGCACCAGAAAUGGAAGCCAAGCCUAACUGUCACUAACUUUGGUGAACAACUGUCUCUUACUGUAAGUCUCGUUUCAGAACUUGGUCGACAAACGCCUCGUACCGCAGGACCUUAGCGUCAAUGUCACUGUUAGCAUUAGCGCCAGACGGCGGGGCCAUCGUGAUGCGCGCUUCCUGCCUGAACUCCCCUCUCUCCAGAAAAAUCUCCACUCAGUUUAACCCCCAGUACUGAUCAGUCCGCUGUCUCCUCGAGGAGUAAACCGUGUACCUACCGAGCAGCGCCAUGAAACUGACCCGGAAAUACGUCAUCGACAUUGUAAAAAUAAAUGCAUGGUGAAGAAGUUGAGAGCAUCCAAUCCCCGACAUUCGGGCCACCAAAGAGGAUGGAGCACUACACCAUUCUGGGUCGAGUCGGAGAAGGAGCCCAUGGUAUCGUGUUCAAGGCCAAGCACGUUGAGACCGGACAGAUGGUAGCGCUGAAGAAGGUGGCGCUUCGUCGGCUGGAGGAUGGAAUCCCCAACCAGGCUCUGCGCGAGAUCAAGGCUCUGCAGGAGAUUGAGGACAAUCAACAUGUGGUCAAGCUGAAGGACGUCUUCCCGCACGGAACCGGCUUCGUCCUGGUGUUUGACUUCAUGCUGUCGGACCUGUCGGAGGUGAUCAGGAACUCUGAGCGUCCUUUGACCCCGGCCCAGGUCAAAGGUUACAUGGUGAUGCUGCUGAAGGGUGUGGCUUUCUUGCAUCACAACAACAUCAUGCACAGAGAUCUCAAGCCUGCAAACCUCCUCAUCAGCUCCUCUGGUCAUCUGAAGAUUGCAGACUUUGGUUUGGCCAGGCUCUUCAGCGAGCAGACCAAGCGGUUGUACAGCCACCAGGUGGCCACCAGGUGGUACCGAGCUCCAGAAUUGCUGUACGGAGCCAGAAAGUACGACGAGGGUGUUGACCUUUGGGCCGUGGGCUGUAUAUUCGGGGAGCUCCUGAACUCGUCUCCUUUGUUUCCUGGUGAAAAUGACAUCGAACAACUUUGCUGCGUCCUCAGAGUUUUGGGAACCCCCACUCAAGAGACCUGGCCGGAGAUGGUGGAUUUACCAGACUACAACAAGAUCACGUUCAAAGAGAAUCCAGCCAUCCCACUGGAGGAAAUAGUUCCUGACUCCUCCCCCCAGGCCCUGGACCUGCUCUCCCAGUUCCUGGUCUAUCCAUCCAAACAGCGUUGCCCCGCCCACCAGGCUCUGCUCCACUCCUACUUCUUCUGUGCUCCUCUGCCUGCCCACCACUCGGAGCUGCCCAUUCCUCAGCGAGGGGACCGGCCCCUACGUCAGCGGCUGCAGGCCCCUCCCACCGACUUUUCAGUCGACCUGCCCCUGCAGAACAGUGUGGUGGACCCAGCUCUGCUGCAGAGACACGCCCGCUGACUUCCUCACCGUAGAACAAAACCCAAUUCAGCGUCAGUUCGAGAGAGAGAGAGGGGUCGUUCACCUGGCAUCAUUCGGCUCAGUGUGAAAGGUCUCAGUCCGCAUGAGCACGCAGACUCAGGCUGAGCCUGGUGUCGAGUGGAGAGUCAGCUUCAGCAGCCAGUGGAAGCCAUUCCUACUGGGUUUGGUGGGGCUUCAUUGCUGCUGAGCAAUGAUGAGGCAAAAGAUGUUGUGAAGACGUCACAGUGGAGCACUUUCACAGUGACAUCCUUUCGAGUGAGUACAGAAUUUGCCAUUUCUCAUCCAGUGUGUCAGAUGGAAAUGCUAAUGUUCCAAGAGAGUGGGAUCAUGAGAAGCAUUGUGAGGAAGCCCACUGCUUAUGAAGUGCAAGGAUGGAUGAAAGCAUCUGAACUAUUGCAGGAGAACUCUGACAUGACGAUGGUAAGCAUCACAUUUGUCCCACCCACCGUUACACGGCAGCCAAGCUCUUCCUCUUUGCUGAGUGAGGAUGACGUCCUGGGACUCACCCCCAUGGUUCACUUCCUGAGAUGCGAUGACAAAUCCGAAUCCUUCUCCUGGACGCCUCCUCAGCUCCACAUCCACCGUCCUAACACCUCGUCCAUCCUUGCUCGUGGCUCCGCCCAAACUGUUGCUCCUCCCCGGCGGCCCCCCGGCACUCUCCUCCACCCCCAGCAGGUCGCGGGGCUCCAGAGUCAGUGUCACCGGGACAGAGUCUAGGAAGCUGGUGCUCUGGAUGAGUGUGGAGCCUGGGGAACCGUUGGUCUGGUUUCCUGUGGCUGCUGAGAGAUGGCCCCCCUGGGCGCUCUCCAGUGCCACGCCCGCCUUGCUGAGGGGCGGUACUGUACCUGUGGACGGGCUGGGGAGAGCGUGCGGGGACGGGAGGGGCUUGU